CUUCGACUUGAAGUGCCUGAACCGAUAAGACUUCACACUGCCAGAUGUGAGGUUCGUUAUGCACUUGUAAAAACAUUGAGAUUGUGGAUUUCGCGCCGCCUGGGUCAAGGCAGGCCCUUGAUUCUAUGACAUAAAAGGGCACCACGAGAUGCAAAUUCACCUUCUUCUCACUGGUCUCGCUCGAUCCGCCAUCGCGGCGAGUUCAAAACAUUCUUCCUGUUCCUUCACUUGGAGGUAACAAUGGGGCCUCCUAGGGGUGAUGCCUCAUACAAAAAACAGCAAGGGAUCUUGGCCAUCUCCAAGGACAGGAAGUCUGUCUCAUGGAGUCCGGCUCAACCGCCAGACGCAUCGCCGACCCUGGUUCUGUCGGCCAACAACAUCACCAACCUCCAACAGACACCAGAGUCAAGUGCAAAGGUGAUGUUGAAGAUUUUUGUCCAAGAUCCUGGCCAAUCCGAACCCGUCGCGCACACCUUCACCUUCACGUCCAAAACUGAUGCGAGGAACGAAGCCAACGGAAUCAAGGAUGCUCUUACCAACGUCAUCCAAGCACAAAAGGCAGCUCAAAAUGCCGCGACUCCCUCUUCUGGAGGCCAAUCGGCCGCAAUGGCGAUGGCAAGCGCCAUUUCCGGAGGAGGCAAAGCAGGCAAUCUCUGGGAAGACGAUGAACGGUUGAAAGCCGAUGUCCGGCUUCAACAGUCUCUAAUGCAGGAAAAUGCCGAGCUCCAAAGGACGUUUAUGGAAUCUCUCAGCCUCAAACCCGAGACCAUUUCCAAUACUCAAUUCACCGCACAAUUCUGGUCAUCACGAGUUCAUUUGUUACGAGCUCAUGCUAUCGCUCAAAGUCAGGGCAAAGGCAAGUAUAAUGUCUUUUCGGAGCUACGACGAGAGGACGGAGGCACCAAAAUGAGUCUGACUCAAGACCAUGUACGCGCCAUCUUUGAACAGUACCCUGUCAUGCGCAUCGUCUAUGAUGAGGUUGUUCCCCAAAAGUGCAAAUCCGAGGUCGAAUUCUGGUCACGGUUUUUUCAAAGUCAACUGUUCAUGAAACUGCGUGGCCUAAAGUUCGAUCCAGCCCGGGAGUCAAGAGAUCGAUAUCUAGAUACUGAAGAAUUUCUCAACCAUCCCGAUCUCACUGGUCUGCGCGCUACAUCAAGUGACCUCCACAUUGCCAAGUUCAUUGACUUGGAAGGUAAUGAAGAACAUCACAGCCAACGACGAGGUAACCGUCCCGACAGCGAACUCCGGGCUUCAGCGUUGGACAAAGCUCCUAUUAUACGCAGACUCAACGCACUAUCAGAGAAACUCAUGGCUACAGUUCGACCGUCGGAUGUUGAUGCAUCUGCACCCAUUGGCAUGGGCGAGGCCGAGUAUGAAAGUCUACGCCUUCGAGAUCUGGAAGGAGAUGCUGAGCAAGAGCGCAUUAUAUUAAACAUCCAAGACCAGAGCCGAUUCUUCGCAGACAAUCGUUCGUCAGACGGAACUGGCACAGGCCUAGACACCAACCCCUUCCGAAACCUCGAGCCAGCCAAGGCAGUACGAGAUGUCAACCGCGACUUUUCAUCCCACUUCUCACAACCCGGCGUUGAUGCUAUUCCCAUAGAAGCUUAUGAAUCCGAGGAUGUUGAAAUGGAGGAUGGAGAUGAUACAACAAAUAAACCAGAAUCAGGCUCCGUCAUCGCCAUGACGCAUAUUCUCUCACUAAUCCAAGCCCAUCGAGACCAAACGUCCGAGAUCGCCGAAUCAUCGGGCCUAAGUUCCAUGGUCUAUGAACGGCUAACCCUCACACAAGCUACGACCAUUGAAUUUCUGCGCCAGUUCUGGAAUGCCUUUCUCUCCGGCGACCCUGCACGAGCAGCCGAAGUGGCGUCAUUGGUUGAGAGUCUGAAUCGAGCUCUCGAUCGUAUCAAUGUUAUUGCACAGGAUGCGGAAAGAGAAAAACAAGACCAUGUGCGAGCUCAAGAAAGAGCAGUGGAAGAAAGGUUCAGGAAAACAGGCCGGAGACCAAAGAUCGAUCAUGGCGCAAUGAAAGGUGGUGGCAAGGUGGUCAGGCAGUUGCUGGGUCCUGUCAUCAAGAGUGUGGCCAAUGCCGUGCAGAGAUAUAGGCAGGCAUUUGAGGAACAAACGGCCAACACUGCGUCGUGACGAAGCAGGCCAUGUAUCGCCAAUUCAUUUGCGAAGGAACCAGCCACCAAGGUCACUAGAUCCGGUUUGUCACCGCGCAGAGAUAUUCCAACACAAUUGGCAUAAGAAGUAUGAGCAGACACGCUCAGAGAUAUUGAUAUCUAUCUAGAGGAUAGCAAGGCCAGCACCCUAGAGCAUAGGUUUA
Molecule: messenger RNA, 2329 nt
Organism: Exophiala mesophila
Lineage: Eukaryota; Fungi; Ascomycota; Eurotiomycetes; Chaetothyriales; Herpotrichiellaceae
Exons: 1
Coding region: 241-2145 (634 amino acids)
Biological process (GO): transcription by RNA polymerase I; transcription by RNA polymerase II; nucleotide-excision repair
Cellular component (GO): transcription factor TFIIH core complex; transcription factor TFIIH holo complex
Source: RefSeq, a predicted model, not a curated record